AUGGCCAUUGCCAACCCCUCCAUCACACCCAUUGCCAUCAAGAUGGCACCCUCGACGCUUGACCUCUUCGUCCUCACCUUCAACUGCGCCAAGCGACUCAUCAAUGCCGCCGUCUUUGCUUCGCAUCUGCAGGCUGCCUUUAAGCAGAAUGCGACAGCUCUGCCAGAGGUAGUUGUUUUCUCCCUGCAAGAAGUCUCCCCUCUUGCCAGUGCUUUCAUCGGCGGCUCCUUCAUCAGCCCUUACCUUCUCGCCUUCGAAGAGGCCCUCAACCUAGCCGCCGCCGCCGCACAAGACGCGAACACAAAUGGCCGCGACGAGACAGUGACCGUCGCACCGACGGCGAGUGCCGGUCCUGUACGGCCGUAUACCCUCGUUCGGGCACGCAACGUCGGCAUGACGGCCAUCAUGCUCUUCGCACGCGACCCGGCAGCGCUGCGAGACAUCCAGGAGGCUGAGGUCGGGUUCGGAGCCAACAAUAUGGGCAACAAGGGCGCCGUCGCACUGCGGGCGACGUUUGGACGAACGAAAAUUGGGGGGUCCAUCAUGGAGGGACUCGCGUUUGAGGAUCCAAAGGCUGUGGUGCGGGAAUCCCCAGCACUGACGGCGGCCGCAGGCGAGGAAGCUGCUGCAGACAACGAGCGCUCGAGGUUGCUGGCCGCCGAAGAAGACGACGCGCAGAGCAAGGCGCAGCAGGCGCGCUUACAGGACCUGUCUGUCUUCAGGCCGAGCGCGCACCUGUUUGUCGCGGGAGACCUGAACUACCGCAUCUCGGCGGAAAGCCCGCCGCCCAAGGCGCCGUUCCCGAGCCUCGACGACGCGAGCGAGCACCACUACCCGCGCUUCUUCGAGACGGAUCAGCUGACGGCCGAGCGCGAGGCCGGCAGAACGUUGCACGGCAUGAGCGAGGCCGAGGUGCGUUCCCCGCCCACGUACAAGUACCACGUGCUCGACGGCGAGAACGACAAGGGGUGGGGGGCAAACGAAGGGCGUCGCCUCGGCGGCGCGCAUCGACGUGAGAGGCCUACGACGCGCUGCCCCUUGCUGCGCACCUCGGACCACAGGCCCGUGUUCCUGCGUGUCGACGUGCCGAUGCUGUCGCCGACCCAGAUGAGAGAGGCCUUGGCUGCGGCCGUCGCUUCGGCUGGGGGCACGGACGAUCCGAGGGCGAAGCCGCCCGUCGACGUCGACGUCGACACGUGGGCCGCACGCGCGGCGGCGCGGCGGAGUGAGAAGUGGGCUGGUUCGACCAUGUAUUUGUGGACGACGAGGGCCGGGGCAUAUGCCAUCGCCGGUCUGCUCGGUCUCGGCAUCGCGGGGUAUCUAUGGGUUGGACGCUCGCAGACGUCUUCUGCUGCUUGA
Verticillium alfalfae VaMs.102 is the source of this 1359-nucleotide messenger RNA. RefSeq lists its product as hypothetical. Gene Ontology annotation, biological process: phosphatidylinositol dephosphorylation. The record is from RefSeq and is a predicted model, not a curated record. Gene Ontology annotation, molecular function: phosphatidylinositol-4,5-bisphosphate 5-phosphatase activity. The transcript has 4 exons. Lineage: Eukaryota; Fungi; Ascomycota; Sordariomycetes; Glomerellales; Plectosphaerellaceae. The coding region runs from base 1 to 1359 and encodes 452 amino acids.